This is a messenger RNA of Aspergillus fumigatus Af293, 162 nucleotides long. Its product is annotated as putative TOM complex component Tom7. Gene Ontology annotation, cellular component: mitochondrial outer membrane; mitochondrial outer membrane translocase complex. The record is from RefSeq and is a predicted model, not a curated record. Lineage: Eukaryota; Fungi; Ascomycota; Eurotiomycetes; Eurotiales; Aspergillaceae. Gene Ontology annotation, biological process: protein insertion into mitochondrial outer membrane; protein import into mitochondrial matrix.
AUGGUUCAGUUUUCUGAGGAAACUAAGGAGCGAAUCUCCAAGGUCAUUGACGUUUCGAGAGUCGCUAUCCACUAUGGCUAUCUGCCUCUGAUCAUCUAUCUGGGCUACACGUACAGCGAACCCAGACCUUCUCUUUUCAAGUUGUUUUCGCCCCUCGCUUAG